UUAUGUCGGACACAAAGAAUCAUUUUUCAUUGAUAUCGAGCUUGUGGCAAAUUUUUUGUCGAUUAUAGCUUUAAUCUUUAAAAGCUUCUACAUACUUAUCCAAAUGCAUUUACUCAGAUAAACUGUAAAGAACUCUCUUUAGAAACUAUCUGUAAUAGGUUGGUGAAAUUUGCAUUAGAUAUACACGCUAGACAGCGUGAGAAGGCAACAGAAUAGGUUUAGGAGUUCAAUGGAACCAAUGGCAAGAUUAGGACUCGUUCUUUAUUCUAAAAUUGGAGCAUUGCCAGCUUUAGAGGCAAGAUAUCUUAUUACGUGUACAAUAUACAAUUUCAGUUUGAGCUUUCGGUAAGAAGUUCAUGCAGCGGUUCUCCGCAUUUAUGUGCGACGUUUCGGGAUUGGGGACAUCUUUCUACGGGUUUUAUUGCUCGCUUCUUGUAUCUUCUGCAAUCCAGCAAUACGGCCUUAUCAAUGAGCGACACUCGUGCGGCUGUUUCAACGUCCUUUGACUUUGAGUCUUACAUUAACAAUUAUACAGGUUAUACACGCAUUUCAAGGGCUUUAUUCAUAGCAAAACAAAGGAGAACACCGAUCACACUUGCGAUCGAAGCCUAUAAAUCAGCGCUGAAGGAUGUUCAGGAGUUAACAUUCAACACAACUAAGUAUACCCAAAUUUUAGAGCAAUUAAAUGCUUUAUUACGCAGCCAAAAUCAACCAGAGAUACCGAUUGAUGAACAGUGGCUAAAAAACACAGCAAAAAAGUGCAAGCAAACAAUAGAUACAUUAGACGCGCAACUCAAAGUGGCCAAAAGUCAUAUCAAUAAAGAGGAGAUUAGAAUAAGUCAUCAAGAAAUCGGCAACUUCUAUUAUAAAAAAGGCGAUUUUGCGAAUGCGUUAAAGAAUUAUGUCCGUACAAGAGAUUAUUGCAUAGGAAGCUCCCACGUAUUAGAGAUGUGUUUCAAUACCAUCAAGAUAUAUAUAGAUGAAGGCAACUUUUCACAUGUUAUUCAAACCUAUAUCUCUCGUGCAGAAUCUAUCCCCAAUGUAAAGGACGAUGCUGACACGAUAGCUAGGUUAAGAUGUUGCCAAGCUAUUGUAGCACUCGGAAUGACUAGUGGUAGUGGCGUGAAUAGCAGAAGUGGAGGACAGCAACAACCAUCAGAUUUUUACAUCACUAAAUACAGAUCCAUAGCAAACGCUUUGACGGAGAUAUCUUUUGAAUCGGCUACCAGCACUCAUAAUGCAGUAAACGACAUUAUCUCACCCAAUGAUAUAGCUAUCUACGGCUCAUUAUGUGCUCUUAUUACUUACAGUCGAAAUGAACUCUACACAAAAGUAUUGAACAACGUUAAUUUCAAAAGCUUUUUAGUCAUGGAGCCGGAUCUUUAUCAUCUGGUGGAAUCAUUUUACAAGUCAAAAUAUGCUGUAUGCUUUGAUUUGCUUGAGAACAGAUUUAGGCCCUCAUUGGAGAUGGAUAUGUAUUUGCAACCACAUCAUGUAGAAACCAUGAUACAGUUAGUGCGCGAAAAAUCGAUGGUACAAUAUUGCUUACCCUAUUCCGUCAUUGAUAUGAGGAAAAUGGCUACCGCAUUUAAUAUGAGCUUGACUACGUUGGAGGAUGAAUUGUGUGCUUUGAUUGCAAAGAAAGGAAAAAUAGCAGCACGCAUAGAUAGUCAUAGAAAGAUACUACGAACAAAUAAACAAGAAAAACGCAGCCAAGCAUUCGAAAAAUCUCUUUUAGCAGGUGAAGAUUUCGAAAAGUCAACAAAAGCACUCUUGUUAAGACUGAAUAUGAUGAAAGCAGAUCUAAUUGUUAAAAACGUAAAAAAUUGAAGCGGGCAUUGUCAUCAACAAAAUAAUAAAAAAAAGCUCUAAAAUAAUCAGCAUUGCAUGAUGAA
Mycotypha africana is the source of this 1895-nucleotide messenger RNA. RefSeq names its product 26S proteasome subunit RPN7-domain-containing protein. Gene Ontology annotation, cellular component: COP9 signalosome. NCBI's taxonomy places the organism in Eukaryota, Fungi, Mucoromycota, Mucoromycetes, Mucorales, Mycotyphaceae. The transcript has 5 exons. The record is from RefSeq and is a predicted model, not a curated record. The coding region runs from base 469 to 1830 and encodes 453 amino acids.